Molecule: messenger RNA, 3564 nt
Organism: Cicer arietinum (chickpea)
Lineage: Eukaryota; Viridiplantae; Streptophyta; Magnoliopsida; Fabales; Fabaceae
Product: polyribonucleotide nucleotidyltransferase 2, mitochondrial
Biological process (GO): mitochondrial mRNA catabolic process; mitochondrial RNA 3'-end processing
Cellular component (GO): cytosol; chloroplast stroma; mitochondrion
Molecular function (GO): 3'-5'-RNA exonuclease activity; polyribonucleotide nucleotidyltransferase activity; RNA binding
Source: RefSeq, a predicted model, not a curated record
CCCUAAACCCUGGUGAAGAAUAACAUGUUAGUUGAGUAAGUAGCUUCCACUGCAGAUUUUUCUGCUCAACCAUUUCCGAACGUUAACCACUGAUUUACGAUGUCUAUCGCAUUGCGAAUGAGAAGUGCAAAACCACUCCUCCGCACUUUACGGCACCACCUCGGUUUCCGCCGCACCAUUUCCACCACCGACGGCGGUUCGGCAACGAAGUUUCUGGAAACUUUCAAUGAAGAAUUCGAAAUCGGAAACCGCAUCAUCACUCUAGAAACCGGUAAAAUCGCUCGCUUCGCAAACGGCGCGGUUGUUUUUUCAAUGGAAGAUACGAAAGUCCUUUCUACUGUUACUUCCGCCAAAGGCGAUACUGCUAAAGCUGAUUUCUUACCUUUAACAGUUGAUUAUCAAGAGAAGCAAUUUGCGCAAGGCAUGAUUCCAUCAACGUACAUGAGAAGGGAAGGUGCUCCUAAGGAACGCGAACUUUUGUGUGCUCGAAUCAUCGAUCGUCCUAUACGACCUCUGUUUCCACCGGGAUUUUAUCAUGAAGUUCAGGUGAUGGCUAGUGUUCUUUCCUCAAAUGGAAAACAAGAUCCGGAUGUGUUGGCGGCUAAUGCGACGUCUGCUGCGCUUAUGUUGUCGGAUAUUCCUUGGGGUGGCCCCAUAGGAAUGGUUCGGAUCGGUAGGAUUUGCGGGCAGUUUGUGGUGAAUCCUACCAUGGAUGAGCUCAGCUUAAGUGAUCUCAACUUGAUAUAUGCCUGUACAAAGGACAAAACUUUGAUGAUUGAUGUACAAGCUCGUGAGAUAUCCGAGAAAGAUUUGCAAGCUGGGUUAAGACUGGCUCAUCCGGAGGCAGUGAAGUAUAUUGAACCUCAAAUUAGACUUGCUGCUAAAGCUGGUAAGUCUAAGAAAGAAUACAGGUUGUCUAUGCUCUCUGACAAAACCCUGGAAAAAGUCACUAAUUUGGCAGAAGCACCUAUUAAAGCUGUUUUUACUGAUCCUACUUAUGGAAAGUUUGAACGUGGAGAAGCAUUAGACAAUAUUACACAAGAUGUAAAGAAAGUACUUGAAGAAGAAGGCGAUGAAGAAAGCAUAAAGGUUUUGUCAAAGACAGUAGAUACAGUGAGGAAGAAGGUGGUCCGUAAAAGAAUUAUUGCAGAAGGAUCCAGAGUUGAUGGAAGACAGUUAGAUGAAGUAAGGCCCUUGUAUUGUGAAGCUGGAUAUGUUCCCAUGUUGCAUGGAUCUGCAAUUUUUUCCCGUGGAGAAACGCAGGUCCUAUGUACAGUAACACUUGGAGCACCUACAGAUGCUCAACACUUGGACUCUUUAGUCGGUCCUCCAUUAAAGCGGUUUAUGCUUCACUAUAGUUUUCCACCCUUCUGCAUAAAUGAAGUUGGUAAACGUGGUGGUCUAAACAGGCGUGAAGUUGGUCAUGGAACACUUGCUGAAAAAGCACUUCUUGCUGUUUUGCCUCCUGAAGAUAGGUUUCCAUAUACUGUUCGUAUCAACUCAGAAGUUAUGGCUUCAGACGGUUCAACAUCAAUGGCAACUGUAUGUGGAGGUAGUAUGGCUUUGAUGGAUGCCGGCAUUCCAGUAAGAGAACAUGUUGCUGGUGUUUCUGUGGGUCUUGUUACUGAACUUGAUCCAUCCACAGGCGAAAUAAUGGACUAUCGUAUACUGACUGAUAUUUUGGGCUUGGAAGACCAUUUGGGUGACAUAGACUUCAAGAUUGCUGGAACUCGAAAAGGAGUUACUGCUAUUCAGUUGGAUAUGAAACCAGCUGGAAUUCCUCUAGAUAUCAUAUGUGAAUGUUUAGAACCUGCACACAAAGCCCGUCAACAAAUUAUUGAUCAAAUGGAACGGGAAAUUAAUGCACCUCGUACCAAGGGUGGAAGUACCUCUCCACGACUAGUCACCUUAAAGUACAGCAAUGAUGCUAUUCGUCGCUUAAUUGGGCCAAUGGGUGCUGCAAAGAGAAAAAUGGAAUUGGAAACAGGUGCACGGAUAUCUGUAGAUGAUGGAACACUUACAAUAGUUGCGAAGAAUCAAUCUGUAAUGGAUAAAAUACUAGAAAAGGUUGAUUUUAUAGUUGGCCGUGAAAUUGAAGUUGGAGGUAUCUACAAAGGCGUUGUUUCCAAUAUAAAAGAAUAUGGAGCUUUUGUCGAAUUUAAUGGUGGCCAGCAGGGCCUUCUCCACAUUUCUGAGUUGUCACAUGAACCAGUUUCCCGAGUUUCAGAUGUAGUCUCUAUUGGCCAGCAGCUUUCUUUGAUGUGCAUUGGCCAAGAUGUUCACGGUAACAUUAAAUUAUCCCUUAAAGCAACUUUGCUUGGUCCUGGAGGAUCAAAGACUAAUCGUAUAGCUGAAGGAUCUACCGCAUCUGCAAAAGAAACUGCUGAGAUUUGGGCACCAGUGUGGAAUGCGUCUAAUAUUACACAAGAACAAAAUUCUGCUUCAGAGAUGUCUAUAGAAAAAAAUGAGGUGUGUGAGACAAAACCCUCAGCCUCCCAAACACCAGUGAUUGUAAUACGCAGUGCUGCAGAAUGUGACAAGGAGGAGAAAUCUAUCAGCUCAAAUCACAAUCGGACUUCAAACGGUUCUCUCGUUGAUAAUGGGGUACAAUUGCAUCACAAGUCGAAAUCUCCAUCCAAGUCAAAACCUCGUAAAUCUCAAGAUGCAGUUGAUUCUCCAUCUGAUUCAGGUCCCUUGCCAUAUAAAAAUGCCAAGAAGCCAAAACUUUCAAUGCAAAAAGAGUCAAAAUCUGAUACUCGAAGGGCAGAGGGGGACGAGAAGGAAGGUAAAAACAAGACACCGUUGACUGCAAAGGAUUUGAAACUUGGGACAGAAGUUACUGCCAAAGUUUAUCAAAUUCGUGCACAUGGGUUGGUAUUGGAUUUGGGUGGAGGAGUUCGAGGAAUGUACCGAUAUGAGGAAGAUGGCAAAAAGGACUUUAAGAUAGGUGACGAGAUGCGAGUAGUGUGCUCAAGCUUUUCUAGCAAGGGAAUUCCAGUAUUGUCUGCUGUGGAUGAUAACCAACUUUGAAUUGGUUGUUUCUUUUAAUGAGAGCGAGCCAAUGGGUAUAUACCACCAAGAUGAUAGCUUGGAAUAAAUUCUUCGGGACAUGUAACCAAGACCAAUGAUUUUACUGAAAAUCUGUUUUUUCAUAGAACCUAAUAACAUCGAUCAAUCCAUAUUUGCUCAAUUGCUGUUGAACAGCUAGGAAUGCCUUGGUAAACUUGGGGAACUUUUGCACUGAUGCCUUUGGAUUAACUAUAUAAAACUUGAGAAAGCCAUUGGAAAAUGGAUCUUGGAGAUGCUUGAUGUCAUUACCACAAUUUUGUAAUAGAGUUUGAACGGUGAGGUUUAGAUUUUACAUUAUACAUACAUCUGGGUGCACAAGUAAUGGCCUGAACGUAUGAUUGUAGUUUUUCAACUGUAAACCAAGGAUGCAUUGUUGUAUCAGAUAUAUGUAUAGGGAUUGUCCUUGAUUAGUUUAUUUGUGUUUUCACGCUUGAAGUGAUAGCAUGUGUUCACGUAGACUCAUUUCAUUCUUCCAUGGACAAAAGUUUGGAGAAC